UAAAGAUAAAUAUUAGUCAAAACUGAUAAAUACACUCCUCCCUCUUGCGCUUAAGCACGCCCACGCCCGCGCCCUGGAGUACGCGUAUGGUCUAUGCACCACACUCUAUACCAUAACCAGUUAGGCAGCGGCAGCAGGAAGGAAGAUACUCAGACUCUCCCCUUGAGAAAGGAGAAAGUGGUAGCCAUGUCCAAAACCAAACUUCAUAGCAGACCACCAUCCUUGUCUAGAGAUAAAUCCGUGUUUAUUGCAGCAGCAAUCACUGUAUUACUUGUUUGUGUUAUUUGGUCUUUCACAGGAACUUUCUCCAACUUUCCGACCUUAUUCUCUUCAGACUGCUCAGGUAGUCCUGCCCAGUUCUUUAACCGAGCAGACGACCCUCAAGAAACAACGUUUUAUGACGACCCUGAAAUCAGUUACACCGUAGACGGCAAUCCCAUUAAGAACUGGGACGAGAAGAGAAAAGAAUGGCUGAAACUCCAUCCCACUUUCGCCGCCGGCGUCCAGAACCGUAUGCUACUCCUCACUGGAUCCCAGCCUUCGCCGUGUAAGAACCCCUCCGGGGACCAUUUACUCCUCAGGUGCUUCAAGAAUAAAGUCGACUACUGCAGAAUCCAUGGCUGCGACGUCUUCUACAACAAUGCAUACCUGAAUCCCAAGAUGAAGUCUUAUUGGGCCAAGAUACCGUUGAUCCGGGCCUCAAUGCUGGCCCAUCCCGAGGCUGAAUGGAUCUGGUGGAUGGACUCCGAUGCGAUCUUCACUGACAUGGAUUUCAAGGUGCCACUGAGGAGGUACAAACACCAUAAUUUCGUCGUUCAUGGAUGGCCCAACCUGAUUUACGAGAAGAAGAGCUGGGUUGCCGUGAAUGCAGGGAUUUUUCUCAUCAGAAACUGUCAAUGGUCCAUGGAAUUCCUCGACGCUUGGGCCAGGAUGGGCCCGCAAAGCCCAGAGUAUGCACGGUGGGGUCAAACGCUGAGGUCGGCGUUCAAGGACAAGAUGUUCCCAGAGUCGGAUGAUCAGUCGGCCCUGGUUUACUUGCUGUUGAAGGAAAAAAGGAAAUGGGGUGAUAUGAUGUACGUGGAGAAUGAAUACUCGUUGCAUGGUUACUGGGUUGCGGUGGUGGGGAGAAUUGACAAUAUUACCGGAAGGUACGAGAAGAUUGAGAAGCAGGAGGUGAAGCUGAGGAGGAGACACGCGGAGGCGGUGGGGGAGUGGUACGGGAAGCUGUGGGAGGAGCAUCUGGAAGAUGCGGGCGACAGAAAAGGCGGGUGGAGGCGGCCGUUCAUAACGCACUUCACGGGGUGUCAGCCGUGCAGCGGGGACCACAAUCCAUCGUACGUGGGGAAGGACUGCUGGGUGGGGAUGGAGAGGGCUCUGAAUUUUGCGGAUAAUCAGGUGCUUCGUAAUUUUGGGUUCGUGCACCCGGAUUUGCGGAACGGCUCAGUGUCACCGUUGGCUUUUGAUUUUCCGGGAGCAGAGGCAUCUGAGGAUUCACUAGCGUGAAAUUGUAACCCAGUGAGGUCAACGCUGUAAAAAUUCACCGGUCAUUCCAUCUAAACGCUACGCUAUGCUAGUACUAGGGAUUUUGUGUUGUUGCCACAGCACAGUUCAAGUUGUCAUCAUGUUAGUACUAUUAGCUAAGACAAAACUGGAGUCCGAAUUAUGAUUGAGCAAAUAAUACCUGGAUUUUGACGUUGUUAGGUUCAUUGUUGUUAAAAAUGCAUGUGAAAUGAACAUAUGCAGAUGCAAAUGUCUCUACAGUUGUGGGUUACCGCUUGCUUCAUUCUUUU
Coffea eugenioides is the source of this 1790-nucleotide messenger RNA. Its product is annotated as glycosyltransferase 6-like. The record is from RefSeq and is a predicted model, not a curated record. Lineage: Eukaryota; Viridiplantae; Streptophyta; Magnoliopsida; Gentianales; Rubiaceae. Gene Ontology annotation, molecular function: galactosyltransferase activity. Gene Ontology annotation, cellular component: trans-Golgi network; endosome; membrane. The transcript has a single exon. Bases 94 to 1503 code for a protein of 469 amino acids.